Megalobrama amblycephala (Wuchang bream) is the source of this 2783-nucleotide messenger RNA. Its product is annotated as gastrula zinc finger protein XlCGF58.1-like. NCBI's taxonomy places the organism in Eukaryota, Metazoa, Chordata, Actinopteri, Cypriniformes, Xenocyprididae. Bases 93 to 2159 code for a protein of 688 amino acids. The transcript has 3 exons. The record is from RefSeq and is a predicted model, not a curated record. Gene Ontology annotation, molecular function: transcription cis-regulatory region binding.
GUCAUAAGGAUGCGCCGCGUUCCUGUAUGUGUGAUUCAGCUGAAGAAAGGACAAACACAGAGAAAAACUCCUGGUGAAGUACUAUUAUAAAGAUGGCAUUUAUUAAAGAGGAGAGUCAAGACAUGAGGAUUGAAGAAACAUUCAGUUUGAAACAAGAAGAAACUGAGGAACAAAUAAAGAUGGCGUUUAUUAAAGAAGAAAGUGAAAACAUGAAGAUUGAAGAAACAUUCAGAGUGAAACAUGAAGAAACUGAGGAACAAACAGACCUGAUGGCACUGAAAAAGGAGACUGAAGUACUUGAUGAAAUCGAAGAGAAAGAUCAAUAUAAGAAUCAUCAUGAUUUUAUAACUGGAGAAAAAACUUUCAGUUGCUCACAGACUGUAAAUACUUCCUCACAAAAAAAAGCUCAAAAGGCUGGGACUAAAAAUCACUUCAUCUGCCAACAGUGUGGAAAGAGUUUCAAUAGAAAAGGAAACCUUGAAGCCCACAUGACUAUUCACACUGGAGAGAAGUCUUAUACAUGCCCUCAGUGUGGAAAGGGUUUCAAUAAAAUGGGACACUUUGAAGACCACAUGAGAAUUCACACUGGAGAGAAGCCUUUCACCUGCCAGCAGUGUGGAAAAGGAUUCACUCAAAAAGGACACUUUGAAGACCACAUGAGAAUUCACACUGGAGAGAAGCCUUUCACCUGUCAGCACUGUGGAAAAGGAUUCACUCAAAAAGGUCAGUUUAAUGUCCACAUGAGAACUCACACUGGAGAGAAGCCUUACACAUGCCCUCAGUGUGGAAAAGGAUUCACUCAAGAAGGACGGUAUGAAGUCCACAUGAAAAUUCACUCUGGAGAUAAGCCUUUCACCUGCAAACAAUGUGGGAAAAGUUUCAAUCAACAAGGAAACCUUCAUAGCCACAUGAGAAUUCACACUGGAGAUAAGCCAUAUAAAUGCCCUCAGUGUGGAAAGGGUUUCAAUAAAAUGGGACACUUUAAAGACCACAUGAGAAUUCACACUGGAGAGAAGUCUCGUACAUACUCUUUCACCUGCCAGCACUGUGGAAAAGGAUUUGCUCAAAAAGGACACUUUGAAGACCACAUGAGAAUUCACACUGGAGAGAAACCUUUCACCUGCCAACAGUGUGGAAAAAGUUUCAACCGAAAAGGAAGCCUUAAACAACACCUGAGAAUUCACACUGGAGAGAAGCCUUUCACCUGCCAGCACUGUGGAAAAGGAUUCACUCAAAAAGGACACUUUGAAGACCAUAUGAGAAUUCACACUGGAGAGAAGCCUUUCACCUGCCAACAGUGUGGAAAAAGUUUCAACCGAAAAGGAAGCCUUAAACAACACCUGAGAAUUCACACUGGUGAGAAGCCUUUCACCUGUCAGCACUGUGGAAAAGGAUUCACUCAAAAAGGACACUUUGAAGUCCACGUGAGAACUCACACUGGAGAGAAGCCUUACAUAUGCCCUCAGUGUGGAAAGGGUUUCAAUCAUAAAGGACACCUUAAAAACCACUUGAAAAUCUACUCUGGAGAGAAGUCUUGUACAUACCCUUUAACCUGCCAGCAGUGUGGAAAAGGAUUCACUAAAAAAGGACAGUAUGAAGCCCACAUGAGAAUUCACACUGGAGAGAAACCUUACAGCUGCCAGCACUGUGGAAAAGGAUUCACUCAAAAAGGGCACUUUGAAGAUCACAUGAGAAUUCACACUGGAGAGAAGCCUUUCACUUGCCAACAGUGUGGAAAAAGUUUCAAUCGAAAAGGAGUCCUUAAACAACACCUGCGAAUUCACACUGGAGAGAAGCCUUACAGCUGCCAGCACUGUGGGAAAGGAUUCACUCAAAAAGGACACUUUGAAGUCCACAUGAGAAUUCACACUGGAGAGAAGUCUUAUAAAUACCCUUUCACCUGCCAGCACUGUGGAAAAGGAUUCACUCAAAAAGGACACUUUGAAGAUCACAUGAGAAUUCACACUGGAGAGAAGCCUUUCACCUGCCAACAGUGUGGAAAAAGUUUCAACCGAAAAGGAGUCCUUAAACAACAUCUGAGAAUUCACACUGGAGAGAAGCCUUUCACCUGUCAGCACUGUGGGGAAGGAUUCACUCAAAAAGGACAGUUUAAUGUCCACUUGAGAAUUCACGCUGGAGAGCAACCUACCAUUUGCUGACGGAAAGCACAAAAUUACCGUAAUAACUCAUAUAUUGCAGAAAAGCCCAUGUUGUCUAACAUCUGUAGCAUUUUGAAUUAUUAUCAUAGCGUAAAUUAUUCAAUAGUUACUGUAACAUGAAUACAGCUUGGUUGGACGUGUCACUGACGACACAUCUGGUUUUAAAGGGUUAAGAGCCAGGGGUGAAAACAUUUUAAUAUAUAUUUAGUGCUGCCCUUCAGAAGCAACAGAAUAUGCUUGCAUGUUUCCUGGAUGACAAAUUAAAUACAAUUUACCUUGAUCUUCAAAUUCAAAACGUUUUACAUCCCUGGCUCUUAAUGCAACAUGUUUCCUUCUGGAGAAUCAGUAAAUGUUUGAACCCUUUUGAAUAUUUGUGUCUUAGUUCCUCAAUCAUCCUCAAUGUGAAAAGAUGGAUCUCAAAAUCGUACAGUCACUGCUCGAAAGGGUUCAAAUAUGGGAGAAAAAAAUCAUUGAAAACUGAAGGAUAUGCAGGACCUGAAGGAUUUUCUGAAGAACAUUGGGCAGUUUAACUGCUCAGAACAAACAAGGGACUCAUGAACAACCACCACAAAAUAUAUAUAUAUAUAUAAAAAAACAGUUGUAGAUCAUCCAGGUAAACACACA